CAUACUGUAUGCCUGCAAAAAACACAGCUAAUACACAGUUGGAAUAACUGAAGAGAAUGAACUAUGAAUUUGUUCCAAAAUAGAAGCGUUAUUCUGUUUUAAAAAGUGGGCAGAGCAGCGGAGGACAACACCUCCGCCCACUUGCUGAUGAGUGCAGAUCAUGCGGCCUCCACUGUUUUGAUUCACGGGCUCGGACAGACAGGGCAGACAUGGCGGAGUAUUGGAAGUCCGGGUGACGCUUUCGAGCAAUCCCGCUAUUGCGAUAAAACUCCGUUGCACCAAGCAAAGGCAGGAGACAUCGGGGAAGCUGGCAGCUUUGUACGGAGCUCUGUUCCUCUCGGAGGACAUGGAGAUCACGGCGGAGGGAGAGGCAGAGGAGCGCAGGAGGGAGCACUGGAAGCUGCUGUCCAGUCUGAAGACCACAGUGGAGGGUCUUGUGUCCACCAACAACCCCAAUGUGUGGUCACGCUACGGUGGCCUGCAGCGGCUCCACAAGGACAUGAAUAACAUCCUUAGCCAUGGACUGAAGAAUGAGCAGGUGUACUACAAGCAGAGAGACUACUGGCCGUUUGUGUGGUGUGUUCGCUACAUCAGCCCUCACCUCGCCUCACAUGUUGAACAGUUCAGUCACCUGGAGCCGGUGCUGAGCAGCGGGAUGCAGAGUGCUGGUGAAAGCUACAAGGCCGAGCGCUGGCUGCUUCACAGUUUACAGGUUCACAUGGUGUCGGCUCAGCUCAGACCUCUUCUCAGGCAUCUGGGACAUACACGUAAAUACUAUAAUGAUGAUGCCUUUCUGCUGAGCGAGCCCCACGUCACCGCCAUGUUUCAGUGUCUGGAAGCUGUGGAGCAGAACAACCCCAAACUGCUGGCCCAAGUAGACACUGUUGGGCUGUCCCCUCUGAAGGGUCCACCAUGUCUAGGUCUGCUGAAGAGCCAGAGCCUGUGUGUGUUGCCAGGGGCAGGUGGGGCCUGGAGGAACCGUGACUCGGCGCCCAGAGCAGAAACUCUAAACCGCAGGCUCACCACCUCCAACUGCUCUCUGCGAGAAGCAGUCGCCACCAGCCACAAACCCGGGAGCGCUACGGGAGUCGGAUCCCAAAACAGCAGCAGCACAAACACUACUUCUCCAGCCAGCAGCCUAGGAGCUCCCUGGGUGUGCGUGUCCAGGCUGGGGGAGAGCGAGCGGGGUGUGACUCCACCUCCUGGCCCAGACCCUGUCCCAUCUAUCUCCCUCACAGAGUCCCCAACGCCCACUUCCCUUCAGCCUGAGACCGGUGUGGACUCUGGUGAUGGCGACUAUGAUGACGGUCCAGAGUACCUGGCAAUCGGUAACCUGGGGCAACGUAGUCGCCGUGACUCCCAAAGCUCCACCCACAGUAGCGAGCAGGGCGAGACCCCGGAGCGCCCCCUGGAAAGGAGUUCCCAGGCCCCGCCCCCACCCAGGCGUUCAUCUUUUUCAGAAGGCCAGAGGGGGCUGGGCCGGGGGUCCCGAGGACACACCCGCUCAUUUUCUGACACAGGGAUCAAUCAGAAACUCAGGAAUGAAUCGGCAGGCGAUGACUGCUGUAUGAAGGAAUACAGCCCCUUCUCACCUCAGUCCAGUGAUUCCAGCACCCCCAGUUCCCUCUACAUGGAGUCUCAUGGGUCCAAGUACAGCAAUGUCCCAGAUGGGAUGUUCAGGAAGCCGUCAGAAGGCCAGAGCCUCAUCAGCUACCUGUCAGAGCAGGACUUUGGCAGCUGUGCUGACCUUGAAAAGGAGAACGCUCAUUUCAGCAUUUCAGAGUCCCUUAUUGCGGCCAUUGAGCUGAUGAAGUAUAAUCUGCGGCGUCAGGAGGAGGAGGGCGAGGAGGAGGGAGACAGUGACUGUGAGAUUCAGCAGCUCAAACAGAAGAUCCGCCUGCGCAGGCAACAGAUCCGCCGCAACCGCCUGCCGCCCUGCACCACAUCCCAGCACUUCUUUCAUUCCACUGACAGCGGAGGCUCCAGGAGGAGCUCCCAGGACUCAUACCAGGGCCUGUCUGACUCCGGCUCAGCUGAGGAGGUGGAGGAGUGUGAACUAAGAGAUGGCUGUGAGGGUCAGUCCCUGCUGGCGGUGUCUCAGAACGGCCUCUCCCUGUCACUCGCCUCCCUCUUCUCAGAUGCAGACAUAAAGCGCAGUGUGAGCUCCAGCACCAGGUCUUUUCUCAGCUCCGAGUCCAUCUCUCCAUCCUUCCUCCAGUCUAACUCUGCUGAGUCAGUAGCCAUGGGUUUGCUCAGGCAGUUUGAGGGCAUGCAGCUUCCUGCAGCCUCGGAGCUCGACUGGCUGGUCCCAGAACACGACGCUCCACAGAAGCUGCUGCCCAUCCCAGACUCUCUGCCGAUCUCACCUGAUGACGGUGAACAUGCAGACAUCUACAAGUUGAGGAUUCGGGUCAGAGGCAACCUCGAGUGGGCACCGCCUCGACCGCAGAUCAUCUUCAACAUUCACCCUGCCCCCAAGAGGAAGAUAGUUGUGGCUAAACAGAAUUACCGUUGCGCCGGCUGUGGCACCCGCAUCGACCCAGAUUAUAUUAAGCGACUGCGUUACUGUGAAUACCUCGGCCGUUACUUCUGCCAGUGCUGCCACGAGAACGCCCAGGCAGUGGUUCCCGGCCGAGUGCUGAGAAAGUGGGACUUUAGCAAGUACUAUGUCAGCAACUUUGCCCGGGACUUGCUGAGCAAGAUCGCGGGAGACCCGCUGUUCAACCCCAAUGACAUCAACAGUGGCCUGUACAAAAAGAUUAAAGCACUGGAGGCUGUCAGGGUUUUGAGGCUGCAGCUGUUUCACAUGAAAAAUCUCUUCAAGACCUGUCGUUUUGCUAAAGAGGUGCUCGACCAGUUCGACAGCCUGCCGGGUCACCUAACUGAGGACCUUCACCUCUUCUCCCUCAAUGACCUCACUGCUGUGCGCAACGGGGAACUGGCUCCCCGGAUGAAAGAGCUGCUUAAACUUGGUACCACGCACGUAGCUGGCUGUGUGCUGUGCCAGGCGAAGGGUUUCGUGUGCGAGUUCUGCGGCAACGACAAAGACAUCAUCUUCCCCUUCCAGCUGAACAAGUGCCAGCGCUGCGAAGAGUGUCACGCGUGUUACCAUCGCGGCUGCUUCCGGACAGGUAAAGACUGUCCUCGGUGUCAGCGACUGGCGGAGCGAAGAGAGAGGAUGGCGCGCAAAAACAUGGAGGAACAGGAAGACGAGGGAGGUGGGAGCUAGUCCCUGGUAACAGAGGAGACUCGGAGACAAAAGAAGAAGAGCACAAUGCGACCAUGAUUGUAGUAACUGACCACCUCUCUUUCCGUUCCAGUCCUCUCAGACCUGGGUGACAAUACUCGCUGUAAACGGCUGUUUUGAUAUCAAUGAACAGGUGCCAGAUGUGCAGUUUUUACCACAUCAGUUGUUUCAGAUACAUUUUUUUCUGCAAGCCCUUUUCACACAUCUAUUAACUCAGUGAAUACAUUCUGUUUGAAGCUGAGUCAUUUUGCAAAGAAAUGUCAUUUAAAAUAUUCUGACAUUUCUUCUACAACUUGGCAUUGGCUCAUCCACGGCACUUAUUCGUAAUUUAAUGUCCUUGUACAUAAAUGAAAAUUAAAGGCUGUAUGUGUACAAUUUGAUAUAAAUAAAUAUAAAUAUUGGCGACACCUAGUGGUAGUAUUAAAAAAAUCAGUGUCUGACAGCAGUCACUGUGGCUCCAAAAAUCCUUUUUUAAAAUUAAUUAUUCAUCAGUGUCCUGUUAACACUUGUCUUCCCCUUUGAACUAUCAUUUUCCUUUUCUGCCUUUUUGAGCAGUGCAGUAAAUGUUUUAUUAUUUUGUAUGAGAAAGUUAUGUGACACCAGCUGUGUUGCAGUUACAUGUGUGAACAGGGCCUGAGAUUUGCAAAAUACCUUAGCGUUUUGUUCUUUUGUGGUAAAACUAAUAUGUUUGACAUUCAAGUAGAUAAGGAAAAAAACAAGUGUUUGCUCAGACUAUUGUACCCAGGUUUGAUAUUGCUCCUUCCCAAAAUUGCAGCCUCUGGCAACUGCUUCCACUCUGGUGAUUUUACUGGCUACUGGCUUAGCUGAGGUUUGUUUUAGUGACUCUAAAAUGACAGGAUCUAGUUUUUAAAAAAAUCUAAUAGCAAGCAAAAGUAUGGAUCUGUUUUAUGAUUUGACUGGUUUUCAGUGCAGAUACUGAAGCUAUCCUGCCCUGUAUAUUGAAGUUUUUGUUUUAAUUUGAAAACACUGAAGACAUUUCAUUAAUCCUCUCUUAUCCCUUGAUCUUUCCUGUCAUUUUUUAAAAAGUUGUUUUAGCCACGCUUAUGUGCCUCUGGAACCAAUGAACUUUAGACUGGCAGAGCUGGUGGAGUUGCAUUGGAAAGCUGAAUUUAUACAAGGACUGCACUUCAGAGAGGUUUCAGAGUCAGUGUUGCAAAUAUUUUUAAUGAAACUGCAAAUGCUCCAUUUUUGUGCUGCUUUGUGUGUGUGUGUGUGUGUGUGCGUGUGCGUGGUUGCUAGAAAGAGUGGAGUGAAUAUGAGUGUGUAUUUGCCUGUGGGGGUGUGUGUGUGUGUGUGUACAUGUCUAUCUGCUGUACAUGCAGCCAUGCAGAAAUGGUUUGCACCAGCCUAAUCAGCACUUGCCUGUUUUCUAACAUUGUAGGUUUUGGAAUAAUAGAGAGAGAGAGUCCAGUUAAUUGCACUGAUCCUGUCUGUUUCUGUUGGAGGGGGUUUGGAGGGACAAUCACACUUUUGGGGAUUUUUCAGACGCUCAUUGUUAAAACUUCACCGUGAAAUGUCUGUUUCUUUAAUGAAGUUCCUGUCACUUGGGUUGCACUACACUGUGAAGGGUUUCAGUCCAGACUGAGAGAUCCUCAAGUUAAUUUUCUUACUCUUGGACUGAAAUCUUUCAUAUGUAAGUGGGGUUUCUCCUCCAGCAGAUCUUUGUAGUCUAGCACAGCGGUUCCCAACUUUUUUGGCUGGUGACCCCUUAAAGGAAUCAUGUGGCUUUUUCAAAAAAUACACUUGUUUGCUCUUUUGCCAAGAGUUAGACGAGAAGAUCGACACCACCCACAUCUCUGGAUGUUAAAUACAGCAUGAAGCUGGGGCCAGUUCAACUAAACUGUAAUUUUCCUUCUUAGAUUGUUUUAUUUGAAGGAUUUUUAGAAGCUCAGAGUGGUAAAAGUACCCAGUAUCUAACAAGAAUAAAGCCAAAGUAAUGGGGAAGUUGAAAAAAAAAAGAUCAUUUUGGAGGUCUUGAUACUAAGUUUGGGAGCUGCUGAUCUAGUUACAUUUUCUUGUGAUGCUGUCACUUGUUAAAAGUGUAUCUCAACUAUAACUCUUGCAGAUUUAAAAAAUAAUAAUGAUAAUAAUAAUAAUAAUCUUGUGACUGACUUCAGGGCUUCACCUCAAGUGUGCACAGCAAGCGUUGAGUUAAAAUAACCAGCACCCUGAGGUCUCACUAAUAAAAUGUUAGAUUUUCUUUUUACAGAAUAUUUUUGGGGAAGAAUGAACAUAUGUUCAUGUCAUAGUUAAUGACAGGAAAGUUGUGGGAAAACAAAUAUGCAACCCACUGAUUUAAUCAAACAUUUCAGAAAUUAGAUUUUUGUCCCUACAGCAAUUUUAUAUGUACAAAGCUUUUAAUAGAUGAGACACAUACCAUCCUCAACAGGCUUUGCUUUAUAUGUACAAUCCCUCAUGAGAUGAACACGCUCUCAUGAGAUGCUACUUAAAGCAAUAAGUGUGGUAUUCAUGUCCCGUAGCCCUCACAGACACACAUGAAAGAGAUAAACCGUGGCCGUAUGUUUGGUUUUUAUAGGAAACACUGAACUCUUCACCUCACGGCUCCUGAACAAAGUGACCAAAAUGACUCCACUGAAAAACCUCCUCAGCUCAGCAGAUUGUUUGUCCUUGAACUGCCUUUAACAUGGAGGCGUAUGGAGGUUUAAAGUGCACUACAGAUCAAAAUGUCUAUUAUUAAAAAUGUUAAUUAUUGUUAUAAUGAUUAUUAUUUGUGUUAAUUUGCCUUUGUUCUAUAAUUAUGUUGAUAAUAAAAGAUGGCUAGACUGUU
Molecule: messenger RNA, 6056 nt
Organism: Lates calcarifer (barramundi perch)
Lineage: Eukaryota; Metazoa; Chordata; Actinopteri; Centropomidae
Gene: rubcn
Product: rubicon autophagy regulator
Exons: 21
Coding region: 347-3229 (960 amino acids)
Biological process (GO): negative regulation of endocytosis; negative regulation of autophagosome maturation
Cellular component (GO): early endosome; late endosome
Molecular function (GO): phosphatidylinositol phosphate binding
Source: RefSeq, a predicted model, not a curated record